Messenger RNA from Mucor mucedo, 624 nucleotides. RefSeq lists its product as uncharacterized. The record is from RefSeq and is a predicted model, not a curated record. NCBI's taxonomy places the organism in Eukaryota, Fungi, Mucoromycota, Mucoromycetes, Mucorales, Mucoraceae. The transcript has 6 exons. Bases 1 to 624 code for a protein of 207 amino acids.
AUGUUUACACCGUCACAACAGGGAUUCGUAAACAAAAUCAACGUAACAGAAACUGAUGUUGGGCGUUCCACCUCCGAUGACGAGAUGGAGACAGAAAAGCGUUUUCGCUUUUCUGUCUCCUUCAUCGGAGGGGAGGCCGCAACAGGAAAGGACAAGGGAGAAAGAGGGCCGCACGCAGGAGCCAAAGGAGGACGAGGACUGACACUCGCAGGGCGACGACGGCGAGCUCGAGAACGACGUGGCCGUGCCACAGAGAGGCGGACACGACGACCAACAGCAGCCGGAGAAAACAGUUUUUGUUUCUUGAUGCUUCAUGUGUCAUUAAGAACCAGUGAUUUCGGUUUUUAUGUCCAAACAAGAUUCAUAAUUAAAACGCUAGUUCACACGGGAACAUUACUAAAUCGACGAAUAGCCGUUCAUCGCUGCAAAUUUUUCCUUCGCAAAUCGGAUGGACUACUUAACCGCAAACAGGAAAAUGGACCUAAUACUGUGUCGAACAAGCAACAGUUUAUUCGUGGAUCUUUAACAAGAAUAGCCGAUUUAGCUGGCUUAAAUGAGACCAAAUCAGGCGCUGAGGUAGAUGGAACAACACAACUAUCAACGGAAGUUAUUGGACUGGAUUAA